Messenger RNA from Sarcophilus harrisii (Tasmanian devil), 1904 nucleotides. It is a transcript of the gene PTGIS, whose product is annotated as prostaglandin I2 synthase. Gene Ontology annotation, biological process: prostaglandin biosynthetic process. The record is from RefSeq and is a predicted model, not a curated record. The coding region runs from base 125 to 1678 and encodes 517 amino acids. Gene Ontology annotation, molecular function: prostaglandin-I synthase activity; monooxygenase activity; oxidoreductase activity, acting on paired donors, with incorporation or reduction of molecular oxygen. NCBI's taxonomy places the organism in Eukaryota, Metazoa, Chordata, Mammalia, Dasyuromorphia, Dasyuridae. The transcript is spliced from 10 exons.
CGACCUGCUCUGCUCCGGGAGAGAGAGGGGAGGGUCCGGGAGAAGCGGGCAUAAGAGGCUCGGAGCUGCCGCAGCCCAAGCUCUCACCUGCAGCCAGGCGCUCGGUCUUCGUCCCGUCCCAGCCAUGCCCUGGUUCUUUCUGGCGGCGUUGCUGGCCGCGCUGCUGCUGCUCCUGUUCCUGUCCCGCCGGCGAAUGCGGAAACCUGGUGAACCCCCUCUGGAUCAAGGCCUCAUUCCCUGGCUGGGCCAUGCCUCAGAGUUUGGCAAAGAUGCAGCUGGAUUCCUCUCCAGAAUGGAAAAGAAGCAUGGGGACAUCUUUACUGUGCUUGUGGCAGGGAGGUUUAUCACAGUACUCCUGGACCCUCACUCAUAUGACACAGUCGUCUGGGAAUCGAGCUCCAAACUGGACUUCCACAAAUACGCCAUCUUCCUCAUGGAGAAGAUUUUUGAUGUCCAGCUGACCAACUAUGAUCCUGGUUUGGAGAAAGCCAAGGUGAAACCGACCCUGCUUCACAAGAACCUGCAAGCUCUCACUGGUGCCAUGUUUAACAACCUUUGCAAUAUCCUGAAGGAUGCAGGGGACAUGAGCACAGAUUGGCAGGAAACAGGGCUGUUCCAGUUCUCCUACAAUGUGAUGCUCCGAGCCGGCUACCUGACACUGUUUGGCACUGAAGGUGAUGAUCCAGUUAGCCAAGCUCGAGAUCGGGCCCACUCUGCAAAAGUUUUCCAGGGUUUCUAUCAGCUAGACCAGCUUCUGAUGAAACUUGCCCGUAACUCUCUGUCAGGAGAGGAGAAGAAAAAAGCGUCCCUGAUAAAAGCCCAUCUUUGGAAGCUUCUUUCCCCACAAAGCCUGGUCGGCAGGGCCCACAGAAGUGCCUGGCUGGACAGCUACCAGCAGUAUCUGGAGGAACUGGGAGCUGGGGAGGAGAUGCAGGCUAGGGCCAUGUUGCUUCAACUCUGGGCCACUCAGGGCAAUGCUGGUCCUGCUGCCUUCUGGCUUCUGUUGUUCCUCCUGAAGACCCCUACUGCUCUUGCUGCUGUCAUUGGGGAAAUAGAAAGCACCCUCCAGAAGGAAGGGCAGUUGCUGACUGAGAUGCCCAGUAUUCCUCAAGAAGUCCUGGAUAGCAUGCCUAUUUUUGAUAGUGUAUUGAGUGAGAGCCUGAGACUGACAGCUGCUCCCUUCAUCACCCGAGAGGUAUUGGUGGACCUGGUGCUGCCCCUGGCAGAUGGACGAGAGUACAGUCUGCGGCAGGGUGACCGGCUCCUUCUCUUCCCCUUCCUUAGCCCUCAGAGGGACGCAGAAAUCUACGAAGACCCAGAGGAAUUCAAGUACAACCGAUUCCUGAACCAGGAUGGAAGUGAGAAACAAGAUUUCUACAAGGCUGGAAAGAGGCUCAAGAACUACAGCCUGCCUUGGGGAGCUGGGACUAACAUGUGUCUGGGAAGGAGUCAUGCAAUCAGCAGCAUAAAACAGUUUGUUAUUGUUUUGUUGAUGCAGUUUGACCUGAAAUUGAAAAAUCCAGAGGAAAAGAUCCCCAGCUUUGACACCAGCAGAUAUGGGUUUGGACUGAUGCAGCCAGAGCAUGAUAUCACCAUUUGCUAUAGACCUAAGUCCAGGGGAACGGCAAGCUCCACAGAACUCCCCUUCCCAGCACCUGGUGGAACUACAGAAACUUAAAAAAUGAAUGAUAAGGACAGAUUCAUUUGAACUGUCAUCUCACUUCUCUCUUCGUAGAUGAAAGGUUUGGCUUUUCUCUGCCCAACUUCUUCCUUUCUUCCACCAACAACCUUCCUAUUGGAAGAAAGAUUAUAUUCUGAUGUUUUGAAAUUCAGCUGCUCUUCAAGGACAGGGCACAGAAUGAUUCCUCUUGUGGUUCAUAAGUUUUGCUGAAUCAUAUAUCAGU